Messenger RNA from Ruditapes philippinarum (Manila clam), 6303 nucleotides. RefSeq lists its product as uncharacterized. The coding region runs from base 302 to 1216 and encodes 304 amino acids. The transcript is spliced from 5 exons. Lineage: Eukaryota; Metazoa; Mollusca; Bivalvia; Venerida; Veneridae. The record is from RefSeq and is a predicted model, not a curated record.
UUCUCACUCAAAACUGCUUAAAAACCAGCAAUUUAUAAGAAAGAAUAAUUUUUAAUGCAUGCAUUUAACAAAUUACAGUGCAUUUAAAGUUUUGAUUAGUCAAUAGAAAUAUGAGGUUACAAUCAUAAACUUCGCGGAUGAAUAUCUUUUUUACCCAAUGAAAAAUGUUCGGCUAUUUCCGUAAUAGUUCGGAUUAUGAUCGGGUGCGUCAUUCUUUCCCACGCCGCCAUAUUGAUCAGACGUAUUAGUCAGCUAGAAGUCUUUUUUUAUUGACAACAACUGUUGAACAACCAGAGGAAAGAUGACAGAUAUAAAAUCUGUAUUUAAAGGACGUUCAGGCCCAUAUGAUAAGGGAUUAAGAGUGCAAUGUGUUGCAGUUGGCACACCAAUAACAUACACAGGCAAAGACACACAAGUGAAACAGGUGCUUGCUGCUGCCAUCAGUGAUAGCAAGGAUGUCAUCAAGGUGUCAUGCUAUGACCCUUCGAAAUUUAGAUUUUUCCAAGUGGAUAAGGCACUGAUAUUGAAAAAUUUCAUCAAAAAAGAAGAAGAUGGGAAGUCUGUUGUAGUGACGAAAGUCUCAAAAAUUGCCUUUGGAGCACCAAUGACUGGUAUUACAGAAGAACAAAAAGCACUUGGACAAUCGCUUAUUAACCCUCCCAAAGCCCAGCUUGUUUCUGUUGCUGAAGCCUUGUCUUCCCCGAAAAAAAAGAAGUCCUCAGUUCAAGGAAAACUUAUUCAGGAAGAAGCAUCAAAGAUGGUAAAAGUUGGUGGUGAAGAAGUUAAAAUUAAGAAUGUUGUUAUAGAAGACGAGAGUGGCCACGCUAAGGUCACUCUUUGGAGGGAACUUGCGAGCGCAGAUGUAAGGACAGGGGAGUUUGUACAGAUCACAGACGUACAAACGAAUUAUUACAUGGAUCAGACUUCCCUGUCCACAACAAUGAGAUCAAAUUUGGAAAAAAUAGAUGCUCCGGAAUAUACAUUUACCAUUACAGUUGUGGGCAUCUCUGUCGAUGAUGGAUUGGCAGAACUUUUCACAGAUGGUGAGGGCACAUCCACUAGUGCCACGGAAGUUACUGUGCCUGCUGAACUUUUGCAGCAGGCACUUGCAACAAAUGAUGGAUAUGUUGACCUUGAAGCAGCAUGUGAAGAGGGGCCUUUUAGACUUUCUAUAUCUAGAAAAGGCACAGACAUUCUAAACAUUGCUAAAAUAUAAACCAGAGAAACAAUUGUACAAUUUAAGGCUCCCAUAUUUACAUGUUUAAAGUAAGGUUUGAUAUCUUUUGCCUAGCUUUACUUAAAUAAUUUAUUUAUUUUCUUUCACAAUUUCCAAACACCGAUUAUAAAUUCAGACCUCAUAAUUUUUUAAAGGUAAAGAUUUGAUCAAACCUUCUAUAUCAUUCACAUUUUGUAGUUUUCCUAGUUUUCUCUAUUUUUCAUUGUGGUUUAUUCCUAUAUUUCAUUUGGCUAGAAUUGUGUGAUAAAACUUACUGAAAACCAUCCUUCCUUAACUAAGUUGAUAGUAUAAAAUACAUUUCCUUCUGUUGAGGACUGAAAAUAAUAAAAGUAUUUAUGUUGCAAUUCCUUCUAACAUAUUGCCAGUCUCAAUUUAUAUGAAAAGGAUGAAUUAUAUUUAACAAAAGAAUUAUUUGCAAUAUUAAAAUAACCUUGCAUUUACAAAAAUUCAUGCAGAUAUGGGAGCCUUAGCGCAAUUGUACAUAAAAUAUGCAAAAAUCUAGUCCUCUUACAUGUUUCGUAGUAAUUGUUGGUUAAAUUUUUCUUAAAGAUAAAGUAUGCUCAUCCGUGCGUAAAAUAAUUUUAUCACAGAAAAUUGAAAUCUUUGUAAUAUUUUACCGAAAAUUAAAGAGUGAAUAAAUUAUGUUUUGGAAGCUGUGUACAGGUCAAGUUAAACUGGUCUUUUCUGAAAAAAAAAACACAAAAAAACCCAGUUUCUUUAAAUGAUACUAUAUAUUCAUAUUGUCACCACCUAAAGUGGGUAAAAUUUUACACACAACUUUUUUAUGAAGUAAAAAAAAAAGUUAAUUUUAUAUUAACAAAGAGACUGUGUGUACUAAUUAUUUAUAUUUUCAAAUAUCAAAAUUGGGCAUACUAUAUCUUUAAGCUUGACUGUACAAAAUUUUUUUGCUCCUCUCAUUUUUGUUACUGAAGAAAUUAGCUUAAAAUUUCAAAUUGUUGACUCUACAUUUAGCGCAUAAAGGUGCCUGUUUCAGUUUUAUUGAAUACUUUCUUGAUACUUAUACAGUUAUGUAUUUAUAUUUGUUUAUACAGUAUUUUAUAAGUCAAGCAUCUGUCACCUUUGACAGCUCUUAUUAGCAUCUGUCUCCUUUGACAGCUCUUAUUAUGCAAAAUGUUUGUGUAGCUUCCAAGUUUUAUAUCUUGUUCUGUUGCUGAAGAGCUCACAGAUUUUGAAAUAAUAUUGUCAUUUGACAGAAAUAAGUUUCACAAAAGUCAGUGUUGUACAUAGUUUUAUAGCUCGACUAUUCGAUAAGAAUAAGUAGAGCUAUUGUAGUCACCCGAGUAUCGGCGUUGGCGUAACCCAUUAUGUUAAAGUUUUUGUAAUACUUCAAAUAUUUUCAAAGUCCAUUGACAUAUGGCUUUGAAACUUUGCACAUUUGUUCACCAUCAUAAGCCAAACCUGUAGAUAGGAGUAGGUAACUGUAUCAAGCAUUUUGACAGAAUUAUGCCCCUUUUUCAACUAAGAAUUUACCUUAAAGUUUUUGUAAUACCUCAAAUAUUUUCAAAGUCCAUACACAUAUGGCUUUGAAACUUUGCACACUUGUUCAACAUCAUGACCCCAACCUGUAGACAGGGGGAGGAAACUGUAUCAAGCAUUUUGACAAAAUUAUGCCCUUUUAUUACUUAGAAUUUAUGUUCAAGUUUUUGUUAUACCUCAAAUAUUUUUAAAGUCCAUUGACAUAUGGCUUUGAAACAAGUUGAAAUUUAAUACCCUUCUUUUAGAAUAUAAUAGUACUCUCUCCAAGACCUAUAUCUGUUAUAUGGAUUUAAAGAAAAAAAAUUACCCUUUUCUUUACUUAGAAAAAUUUACAUUAUCAAAGCUUUUUUACUAUCAAUCACUAAGAAUAGUAGAGCAUUGCUGUCCUACAGACAGCUCUUGUUAUAUUUAAAGUGACAUUAUGCUCAUAUUUUCAUUGUCAAUUUCAGCCAAAUUUAUUAUAUAUUUAAAAAGCUUGAAUGAUAAUAUGGUGAUUGACCAGGAGUUGAUAUUGUAAAAUUUCUAUAAAUAAAAUAGAAAUCUGCAUAAAAUAUAAAAAUAAUGGCACACUGUUUUUAUAAGUUAAAUGUUUUAGUAGAAUUCCAAUGGAUACUUACAGAAAUCUCCAACAACACAGAGUUGCCUCUGAUCAUUUACAUGCUGUUUGUUUACAUUAUUAGAAAUUUUUCAAAACUAUGUCCUGUAUGUUUAGUUUUCUUAGAUACUAUGUGAACUGUUUACUUGCUGUAGAUUUACAUUCAAAACUGUUUAUUUACCAUAGGUUUCUAUUUGGUAGAAAUAUCUCAAAACAUUUGACAAUUGACGCAUUUAAGAAUCAUAACUCAAAUUUUAUGUUAUUGCCCUUUGUAAUAUUUAUUACUAAUUUUUUGUGACAAACUAACCCAAUUUUAAGUAAUAUUUGGAAAUGUUAACCAGAAUCUCUAUAAAAUAAUUCCAGAGUAAUUGCCGUUAGUAAGUUUUUUUCUUUUUCAUUGAUUUUUUGUUCAGUUUGAAAUGAGUAAUAUAGAUAUAAACUGAAUACAUUAAGAAAAUGUACAUACUACUAGAAAUAUCAUUUAUUUUUAUAAUUUUCAUGUCAUUAUCUUUUGCAUUUUGUUUCAUACUAGUUAUUGCGCUUCUUAUUUUUACAUGUUUCUUUUAUAUUUUUACAUGUUACUUUUGUCAAUAGCCUUUCUUAAAAUCAAUAUGAUAUAUCAAGAACUAUUUAACUGUGAUAUUCAACAAUUGUAUAAUCCGUAUUUUUCCUACCACAAUGGCUUAUAUAACUAACAUUAAGUGUCUGAAAAUUUCUUAUCCAAGUCUUGGUUUUUGCAAUACUAUUUCUGUCUAGUAACUUUACUUAGACAUUUUGUUCACUAAUCCUAAUGCAUCUAAUUUUUUCCUCACCUGUCUCAAAGUAACAUGGUGAGCUUUUCUUAUUGCUUUUAAUCCGGCACUGUUUCUUUAAACAACAUCUACUCAGAAACAACUAAGCCAAUUUCAUUCAGACUUCACAUGUAUGUUCCUUUGGUGAUCAACUUAUGAAAUUGCCUAAAGAAUUUAAUUCCAUGCAGGACUCUUAUUGCCAUAGCAACCAUAACAAAAAAACUUUGGUAUUUCUUGAAAUUUUUGGCUUAUAUUCACACAUACUCAUCAUAGAUUUUAUUGAAUUUUUCCAUAACUUUAGCAUUUAUUGACCUUUGGCUUAUGGUGUCCCUGAGAUCAAUCGCACUUUUUUUCUGUAUAUAGUUGAUGUUGACCUUGAUAUAUUGAUGUUGAUAUAUCAUUGAUAUUUUGAAAAGUAUUAUUGUAUUAUCAUGUUUUGCAGUUUACUGUAACUUUAAUAAAGUUUUAUGUAUGAGAAGGCUGUUUGAUCUUUACCAAAAGUAUUAUUUUAUUAUCAUGUUUUGCAGAUUACUGUAACUUUAAUAAAGUUUUAUGUAUGAGAAGGCUGUUUGAUCUUUACCAAAAGUAUUAUUUUAUUAUCAUGUUUUGCAGAUUACUGUAACUUUAAUAAAGUUUUAUGUAUGAGAAGGCUGUUUGAUCUUUACCAAAAGUAUUAUUGUAUUAUCAUGUUUUGCAGAUUACUGUAACUUUAAUAAAGUUUUAUGUAUGAGAAGGCUGUUUGAUCUUUACCAAAAGUAUUAUUUUAUUAUCAUGUUUUGCAGAUUACUGUAACUUUAAUAAAGUUUUAUGUAUGAGAAGGCUGUUUGAUCUUUACCAAAAGUAUUAUUUUAUUAUCAUGUUUUGCAGAUUACUGUAACUUUAAUAAAGUUUUAUGUAUGAGAAGGCUGUUUGAUCUUUACCAAAAGUAUUAUUGUAUUAUCAUGUUUUGCAGUUUACUUUAACUUUAAUUAAGAAACAAUAUAUCCCAAACAGUGAUUUUAUCGCUUAAUAACAUCAUUGUUUGGAGUUCGGAUGCGAGGAAUUAUAUCACAAGAGCGUAGCCCAAGUGAUAUAAUGAUGCGCAUCCGACCAACAAACAGUGAUGUUAUCAAGCGAUAAAAUCACUGAUUUGGAUAUAUUAUUUCUAUUCUAACGCGACAUCAACAUAUAAAUGCUGCCGUAUCUUCUUUUGAAAAAUCAAAUAAGGUAGAGAUUAGAUAUUUGGUUUGAAACAUCUUUCAGGCUCAGUUUUAAUUGUUUCAUUACAUGUCUAAUGGUUGCGUUUUAUGUCUAAAUAUAAAGAAACUCAAUAGAGAUUUUAUUGCAUAAUAACAAAACUUUUUGUCCUAUUUUAAAUAGGGUAAAAUGUGGGUAGUGUUAGUAUAUAUUUUUAAAGUACUUGCUAGAACUGUCCAAAUACUUGUCAUUUUAUAUAAAGACUUAGGAUGUCAUAUUUCUGAGCAGUAGAACAAAAAUUUUUGAACAAUUUCAACAAAUUUAUACUGUUGCAAUUAUUAUUUGAGCAAUGACUAUAGUCUGUGACCCUUUGUAUUUUUACAUAUAUAAGAAGUCAUAUUUUUGUUGCUUAUAUGUUCAACAACAGCUUGAAUAUAUAAUAUAAAUCCUCUUCAAUGAAAAAAUUGCGUAAGAAUGGUUUUCUUUUUAAAAAAAACUUUCUCCCUUCAUGCAUUAUUUAGCUUUCCAAUUAUGUCAUAUGAUGUCAUUAUGAUAUGAUAUUACACGAUUAGAACAUAAUUACCACAUAAAAGUAAAGCACUUGUAUUUACUCAUAAGACAUAAUAAAAAACAAUCUAUAUUAAUGAAUAUAAGAUGCACAGGGGUAUAAUUGAAAUGGAAGCUAGAAAUAAAAUAUGUUUAUUCAGAUUCUACAGUGAAUUGAAGCUAUUUUUAAAUAUCUUUUCAUAAGUGUUUAAGUCACUUUCAUUAAAAAAAGCUGCAUGGAAAUAAAAUUUGAAGGUCAAGAUUUUUCUAAAUGCGGGUAAAUAUUGCUACAGAGAGAUUAAAAUUAUUUUUAAUAUCCUUUGUAAAUAUUGACACUGUUCUUGCUCUACAUAUGACUGCUCCCAAGAUGUUGUAUUAUUUAAUUGACAAAAAAUUUAAAGUGCUGUAAAUAUGUUUUGUUUAUUGUUUGUUUAUAUUAAAACCUUAAAUGCAUACACUUC